Molecule: messenger RNA, 491 nt
Organism: Centruroides sculpturatus (bark scorpion)
Lineage: Eukaryota; Metazoa; Arthropoda; Arachnida; Scorpiones; Buthidae
Product: cerebellar degeneration-related protein 2-like
Exons: 2
Coding region: 160-471 (103 amino acids)
Source: RefSeq, a predicted model, not a curated record
CACUCGAGAGAGUUCGCGGAAAAAAAUAGUAGCGAAGUACAACCAGAUGGAAAUUGCGAUGUCGAUUCGAUUUCAUUGUUUAUCUCGAUCGUAAUUACCUUUAAACAUUUUAAAUUCAAACAGUUAGUUUAAUUUAUCCAUUUACAUGACGGAAAGGUGAUGUCUGAAGUUAAAAUUAGUUUGGACAAUUGUGCAGAAGAUGACAGAGAAUGGUAUGAAAAUGAUUUGCAGUUGGCUGCAGAACUUGGUAUGGCACUUUUAAAAAGAAAUCAAGAGCUUGAAAAUAUAGUUUAUCAAAAGCAAUUAAUUAUUGAUGAGCAAUUACAAGAAAUUGAGGUAUAUACUCUAGAUUUUCUCAACAAUGAUAUUAAAAGUAUUUACUGUUAUGAAUUCUUUCAUUUUCAUUUAGUAAUUCAUUUUAGUUUCAGCAGUUUCCAAACUUUUCCUGCUAUGCUUAUUACUCUACAAUAGUGUUUUAGAACAUUGAUUUG